Messenger RNA from Anoplopoma fimbria (sablefish), 1661 nucleotides. Its product is annotated as galactosylceramide sulfotransferase-like. Lineage: Eukaryota; Metazoa; Chordata; Actinopteri; Perciformes; Anoplopomatidae. The record is from RefSeq and is a predicted model, not a curated record. Gene Ontology annotation, cellular component: membrane. Gene Ontology annotation, molecular function: galactosylceramide sulfotransferase activity. The coding region runs from base 1 to 1404 and encodes 467 amino acids. Gene Ontology annotation, biological process: myelination; galactosylceramide biosynthetic process. The transcript is spliced from 3 exons.
AUGGUAGCAACUGGGAACAAGGGCAGUGUAGAACAGAGACGAAGCAAAGAAAGGAAGGAGUGUGAAGGGAGAGAAGGAAAGAAGGAGCUGAUAAGUUUGAAAAAGAGGAGGUAUGGGAAGAACACAGAUAAAGAGGAGAGGGGAGAGAGGCAGUGGUGGCAGCUGCAGGUCAAACGUGUCACUGUGGGUUGUCUCCUGAUCUGUGUAACUCUGCUCUACGCUCUUUCAACAGUACAGAUCAACUUCACUCCAACAGAGCUUCCAGUGCCUCUCUCCUGUGCUCCCCCACCAGACCAGCACAGCACCCAGCCACACACAAACAUCUCACAGCCAGACAAUAACACCUGUGUUCCUAAAGUAGACUUCAUGUUUAUGAAGACCCAUAAAACAGCCAGCAGCACCUUCCUCAACAUCCUGUUCCGCUUUGGAGAGAAGCACAAACUCAAAUUUGCCUUCCCUAACAGCCGGAACGACUUCUUCUACCCCUCACCUUUUCAGCGCACGUACGUUCAAGGCUAUGAAUCUGGAAUGUGUUUUAACAUCAUGUGUAACCACAUGCGAUUCAAUGCAACCGAGGUGGCCAGGGUGCUGCCUCGAGACUCUCUCUACAUCACAAUAUUGCGAGAUCCAGCAGAGCUCUUUGAGUCAGCCUUUCAUUACUUUGGUCACAUCGUUCCUCUGACCUGGAGGAUACCAGGUGAGGAUAAGAUGACUGAGUUCCUGCGGGAUCCUGAUCAGUACUUCAGCCCAGAUGGAAUUAACUCCUUCUACCUGAAGAACCUGCUGUUCUUUGACUUUGGGCAGGACAACACUCUGGAUCCAGACGACCCGCGUGUUGAGGAGGCCAUCAAGGUCAUCGCUGAGCGUUUUCACUUAGUCAUGCUAGUGGAGCACUUUGAGGAAUCACUCAUCCUGCUUCGGGAUGCUCUCUGUUGGGAGACGGACGACAUCCUCUUCUUUAAACUCAACUCUCGUAAGGAAUCCACCGUAUCUAAACUGACUCCUGAGCUCAGGACGAAGGCCCUGCAGUGGAAUAGCAUUGACUGGAAGCUGUAUAAACAUUUUAAUUCAACCUUUUGGGAGAAGGUGGAGGUUUAUGGAAGACAACGUAUGGCAGAGGAUGUCGCAGAACUAAAGAGGAGGAACACAGAAAUUGCGAAGAUCUGCAUUGAGGGAGGUCACUCCGUCGAGGCUGGAAGCAUUCAUGAGGAGGCCAUGCUGCCGUGGCAACCCAUCGGGGAGAAGUCAAUAGAAGGAUACAAUAUGAACAAAAAUGUAGACAAAGCCCAUCAGGAGUUAUGCCGAAAGAUGUUAACCCAAGAAAUUCAAUAUUUGACAGACUUGGGGGCUAACCUGUGGGUCACUAAGCUGUGGGGACAUGUGAGGAAUAUCAUCAACUGGUGAUGAGACACAAGAGACGCAAGAGCUGAAUGCAUUUGAGAGCGGUGGUUUCAGUUUUUCAGAAUAGUUAUUCACCUUUGCCCCAUGUUACCACACCUGUUUUUAUGGCCUGACAUCAGAAGUGUAGUUAUAUUACUUCUCUUGUAUAUGUUUUUAUUGUAGUGUGGGAUUUUAAAACAACACACAGGUGUUAAUAUCAUCCAGUGCAGAGCUGAAGUUGUACCAGUAGCACGAAACACAAUCUACACUUUGAGAUAUUU